UGCGCGACUGCGCGUUGUUGAGUCCGCGCUUCCUCGCUCGUUGGAGGUGCAGCUCCCAUCCGGCGUACCGCCGUACCCUAAACAGCGGUCUCCCCAAAACAGGCGCGCAGAGAAGUCGAAGGGAGAAAAAUGGCGAUUCUCAAUCUCGUCCGUCGGUCUAGGAUCUGCUCGUUCUCCUGCCUUUGGUUAGUCCGAACGAACCGCGUCUUCUCUAGUUACUCGCCGGCGGUGGCAUCCUCUGAGAUGCCCGCGUCGCCUCCGGCGCCCAAUGUCAUGAUCUAUGACCGCCUUGCCGAGGAGGUGAAGUCGAAGCUCCGGAAGCUCGAGAACCCCGACCCCCGCUUCCUCCAGCAUGCGAACCCCGAGCCCUUGCUCGUCGAUCACACGGGGAUUCUCUCGGCGCCAGAAACGCGAGUGACGACCCUACCGAACGGCCUGCGUGUCGCCACGGAGUCGAACGUCGCCUCGAAGACGGCGACGGUCGGGGUGUGGAUCGAUGCCGGCAGCCGAUUCGAGUCCGAACAUACCAACGGGACGGCGCAUUUCCUGGAGCACAUGAUCUUCAAGGGAACGAAAAAGAGGACGGUGAGGGCGCUGGAGGAGGAGAUCGAGAAUAUGGGUGGCCACCUAAAUGCAUAUACCUCGAGGGAGCAGACGACGUACUACGCGAAGGUAUUGGGCAAGGACGUGCCGGUAGCUCUGGACAUAUUGGCGGACAUUCUCCAGAACUCGUCUUUUAGCGAGGAACGGAUCAAUCGGGAACGAGACGUUAUCCUUCGCGAAAUGGAAGAGGUGGAAAGCCAGGCCGAAGAAGUCAUUUUUGACCAUUUGCAUGCUACUGCAUUCCAAUAUACUCCUCUUGGCAGGACGAUACUAGGCCCUGCUCAAAAUAUCAAGACAAUCACAAAGGCUGAUUUGGAGAACUAUAUCUCUACCCAUUACACAGCUCCUAGAAUGGUUAUCUCUGCAGCUGGUGCUGUAAAGCACGAGGAUGUAGUUGCACAAGCGAAGAAACUCUUUACAAAGCUAUCAAAUGAUCCUACUACAGCCUCCCAGUUGGUGCAAAAAGAACCGGCUACUUUUACUGGAUCUGAGGUUAGGAUUAUAGAUGAUGAUGUACCACUGGCACAAUUUGCUGUUGCAUUUAGUGGAGCAUCCUGGACAGAUCCAGAUUCGGUUGCACUGAUGGUCAUGCAAUCAAUGCUAGGUUCUUGGAACAAGAAUGCAGGUGGAGGGAAGCACGUGGGGUUAGUUUGUCAAGAACUUAGGUCGGAACUUGCACAAAGGAUUGGAAUCAAUGAGAUUGCGGAGAGCAUGAUGGCUUUUAACACUAACUACAAGGAUACAGGCUUGUUUGGUGUAUAUGCAAUUGCCAAGCCUGACUGUUUGGAUGAUUUGGCUUAUGCAAUCAUGUACGAGAUGAGCAAGCUUUCAUAUCGAGUUUCUGAGGCAGAUGUAACUCGUGCUCGUAACCAGUUGAAAUCUUCUCUUCUACUUCACAUUGAUGGAACUAGCCCCGUUGCUGAAGAUAUUGGUCGUCAGCUUCUCACUUAUGGCCGCAGGAUCCCCAUAGCAGAGUUAUUUGCUAGAAUAGAUGCAGUAGAUGCUAGCACUGUAAAGCGAGUGGCAAACAGGUUUAUAUUUGAUAGGGAUGUUGCCAUUGCUGCCAUGGGGCCAAUACAGGGCCUUCCUGACUACAACUGGUUCAGGCGCCGAACUUACUGGAACAGAUACUAGGUUGCUGACAAAUUUUGCUGGUAUAAAAGGGGCAUUCAGUGGCUUAUACACAUUAACCGUGGUUCCAUGGUUGGAUUUUUCCCCUUCCCAUUGGAAUUGUAACAUUCGUUUCAGUCAAAUAAACGGCAUCUAUUUAUUAGUGCUCUGUUGCCAAACCUCCCAAUGUGGAUUUGUGUCUGGCAAGAUUUCAUUGUCCAAGCAUCUUGAUUGCAAAAUCUCAGCCGGCGGAGUUUGUUGUGCUCAAAUCGCUAUUUUCAUUUCAUUUCUCUGUUUUUUGACUGUUUGUUGGAGAGACCUGGGAGUUGCUUGAUAUGAAAGAGUUGUACAAAGUGGAGUUGGACCUGCAGCCAAAAAAACCUGAAGAAAAUGUUCCUGGGUUGACAUUUUUUAUUAAAAAAAUUCAAAUAAUAAUUUUCAAAUCGUAGUUUAUCUCUA
Molecule: messenger RNA, 2172 nt
Organism: Nymphaea colorata (pocket water lily)
Lineage: Eukaryota; Viridiplantae; Streptophyta; Magnoliopsida; Nymphaeales; Nymphaeaceae
Product: probable mitochondrial-processing peptidase subunit beta, mitochondrial
Exons: 9
Coding region: 130-1737 (535 amino acids)
Biological process (GO): proteolysis
Cellular component (GO): mitochondrion
Molecular function (GO): metal ion binding; metalloendopeptidase activity
Source: RefSeq, a predicted model, not a curated record